Molecule: messenger RNA, 4774 nt
Organism: Fukomys damarensis (Damara mole-rat)
Lineage: Eukaryota; Metazoa; Chordata; Mammalia; Rodentia; Bathyergidae
Gene: Vrk3
Product: VRK serine/threonine kinase 3
Exons: 15
Coding region: 1369-2730 (453 amino acids)
Biological process (GO): signal transduction; peptidyl-serine phosphorylation
Cellular component (GO): cytoplasm; nucleus
Molecular function (GO): protein serine/threonine kinase activity; ATP binding
Source: RefSeq, a predicted model, not a curated record
AGUACGUCAUCCGAUGCCGAGUCGCUGCCUCGGCCUCUUGUAGGCUUAGGGUAGAGCAAGACUUUGGCCUUUCCCUUUUGCCGUGCUGUGUCUUGGACCCAGGAGUACAGUCGUCGACGCAUAGCAGAUGUUAAUAUAUAGUUGUCGAAUAACUAAAAUAAGUGGAUGGAUGAAUAAAGUCUGGUCUGAGAAUUGGAGCCUGGGGUUUAAGCCCUCAGCUGGCCGUGUGAUCAUAGACAAGGGGCUUCAGCACCCCAGACUCCUCUUGUCCUUCCAUCUAUGUUAUUGAGUCCUUACCGGAAGUAAGGAUCUGUGCACAGACCACUUCUAUUUAUUCUACCCGUGGGGUGCCUACUCCUAAAGGGACAGUUCUUUUUUUUUUAAAAUUAUUUUUAUCAGUAUAUGUUUGCAGUACAUAAUGAUUGCAUUCAUCUUGGGGACACGGAGGGGGUAUAAUACAUCCGUGGGGACAGUUCUAAACUUACUGAUGUACAAAACAAAAUUUCUACCCAACUAAUUUACAUUCUAAUGGUUAAUGGGUGCCAGACCCAAAGUAAAAAGUAAAUUAGGUAGUAGUUACAGGUCCACGAUACUUUUUUCUCACUGAGGAGGUGAUGUUCGAACGGAGAUGUGGAUGAUGUGAUUCGGGAGUGAAUGCAGAUGCGAGGUCGUGGGGGCAGCAGUGGUAUUGCCACGUUUAGGGAAAAGCAGGGAAGCCGGUGUGAGCCAGGGGAGCUGGCCCGAGAGGGGAAUGGGGGGAGAUAGCCAAUCGUGUAGCGCCUCAUAGGCCCUGGUAAGAAGUUUGGUCUUCACUCUAUCUGAAAUGGAAGCCAUUGGAGGGUUUGAAGAGGAGGGGCAGGGGCUGGUUUAGAUUUUCAGUGGAUCCGCUUUCUGCUUUUUGAGAGCAGACUGUAGCAGGGAGAGUAGGAGUAGGAAUUCCAGUUAGGAGGUAACUGUGGUAGCUCGGGGGAACAGUGGAGCCCUAGACUAGGCUGGUGACAGGAUGUAGGGGCCGAGAACUCCACGGUUGAAAAACCCAGUAUCUCGGGCCAGAGGUUUAGCUCAGUGGUGCCAGCACCUACCUGGCAAGUGCAAGGUCCUCAGUUUGAUCUCCAGUUCAAAAAAACAAAACAAAACAACCCAGUAUCUCUCCUGGCCCGGUUCCAUAUUCGAUAUCAGCUUCUAGAUGAAAACCUUUGAGAAUAUUCUGACUAAGGAGCCAGGCCAGCUUCUCAUUUUCACUUUAUAAGUUGGUACCAGAUUAAGAACAUGAGCUUUAGAGCUGCAGAGUUGAGCUCUCCAAGGCUGCUGUCAAGAUGGAGUUUCUAGCCCAGUGAAUCCGAGGACCAGACUGUGAUCCCGUAAAGCAUGAUCUCCUUCUGUCCAGACUGUGGCAAAAGUAUUGAAGCAACAUUCAAAUUCUGUCCCUACUGUGGAAAACCUUUGCCUACGGAGGAGCAUGCAAAGUCCCCGACCUGUGUCAAGCAGCGGGAGUCAUCCUUGCGAGGCUCAAAGAGAGAGCGGAGCUCCAGUUCUGAAACCUCUCCCAAGAAAGUGAAAUGGUCAAACAUUGUCAUAUCUUCCCAGUCAUCCUUCCUCUCUGACAGUGGCAGUCCUCAGCCUGAAGAUGCUGUGAGUUCUUCUGAGAGACCCAAAAGGGCCAGGAGCAGAACCUCAACUCCCAAAAGCAGCCCUCAGUCCACCAAGCACAGCGCACAGACACUGAGGCGAAACUGGGCAACCAUCUCACUUGAAGCUUUGCCCUUGGGGACGGAGCUGACGGACAAGAAUGGGCAGCACUGGAGGCUGGGAACACUGCAGACCAGGGACAGCCAGGGCAUUCUCUACGCAGCCGAGCCCGCCUCUGUCCUCCCCUGUGACUCAGGGUCUCAGAAACACCAGUUCUCCAUCAAACUGGAUGCCAAAGACGGGCGCCUGUUCAAUGAGCAGAACUUCUUCCAGCGGGCUGCCAAGCCUCUGCAAGUGAACAAGUGGAAGAAGCUGUACUCGAUCCCGCUCCUGGCCGUUCCCACCUGUGUUGGUUUUGGCGUUCACCAGGACAAGUACAGGUUCUUGGUGUUCCCCAGCCUGGGGCAGAGCCUGCAGUCGGCCCUGGAUAAGAGCCCAAAGCAUGUGAUGCCGGAGAAGUGUGUGUUCCAGGUGGCCUGCAGGCUGCUGGAUGCCCUGGAAUUCCUCCAUGAAAAUGAGUACGUUCAUGGGAACCUGACAGCGGAGAAUGUCUUCCUGAAUCCAGAGGAUCUGAGCCAAGUGACCCUGGGAGGCUAUGGCUUCUCCUUCCGCUAUUGCCCAGGUGGCAGACACGUGGCCUACACAGAAGGCAGCAGGAGCCCACAUGAGGGGGACCUCGAGUUGAUUAGCGUGGACCUACAUAAAGGAUGUGGGCCCUCCCGCCGCAGUGACCUCCAGACCCUGGGCUACUGUAUGCUGAAGUGGCUUUACGGGUCCCUGCCGUGGACAAACUGCCUGCCCAACACCGAGGAGAUCGUGAAGCAGAAGCAGAAGUAUGUUGACAACCCAGAGCCACUCGUGGGACUGUGCAGUCACCGCAUUAGAUCCUCAGAGGCGCUGCAGCAGUACCUGAAGGCGGUGAUGGCCCUGAAGUAUGAGGAGAAGCCGCCCUACACCAUGCUGAGGAACGGUCUGGAAGCCCUGCUGCAGGAUCUGCGGGCGUCGGCCUAUGACCCCCUCAACCUCCAGCUGGUGCCCUAGGCGGAGCCCAGAACUUCCACCCUGCAGUUUGAAAUAGAAACAGAAAUGAAGCAAUGUGAGUCAAGGCCUGCUGUUCUAGAAAGAUCCCUGGAAUGUGCAUCCCGCCCCUUCCCCAGUGCCGAUCCAUUCGGGGCCCUGAAGAUGUGAAGCUCCCCUUCUCAGCAGCCGCCGGGGCUGAGGAUGAAGACUCCCAACUCAGCGCGCUGCCCCUUCCUGAGACCUUCCUGGUCCCACUGUGCUUUAAUAGUAAGCCAUUUUCUUGAGCACUGGGUCUUUCAUUCAUUUAUUCCAACUUCUCCACCCUGGCAGAACAUGGUUACAGCCCAGGCUUCGUGGGAGUCUGAGGUGAGGGAAUCACUGAGCCCGAGUUUGAGGUCAGCCUGGGCCACACAGACCCCAUCUCAAUGAAGACAACGUUCCCAUCUGUUCAUUCCGACUUUAAUGCACGUCCAUAUCCGUUUAGUGUCGUUUGUCCAUCCAUCCACCCUCCGGUCCGUCUUGCACCAACCCACCCUCCCUCUCAUUCAUGUCUGUAGACUCCUGCAUCACCCCCAGCCCUCCAUCCUUCCAUUCAACCAUCCAUGCGUCCACUUCCUUGUUCUUCUGCUCCCUUACCCUUUCUCUCUUUCAUACAUUCACCCUUCCUUUCAUUCACGAAGUACUCAUCAGGGGUUUUGUGUUGGUGAGUUUUCCACCACUGCGAUGCAGUGCCUGAGGCCGGCUGCAGGAGAAGAGGUUCGCUGGGCUCCCAGUUCUCAAGGUUCACAGGCGUGGUGCCAGCUCACGGCAGAGGGCAGAACCAUCAUAAAACAAAGUCAGAGGUGACUCAGCAGUCCGGCUUUAUAGCAACUUGCUCUCGGGGAAGUAACUCCAGGUCCCCCAAGACCUCCCUCCAUCCCUUCCCAUGUCCCGCUCCAGUGACCUAAGUACCCCGCCUCUUGACCUCGCCACGCUGGGCACACAGGGACACACGAUACCAGACACCACGUUGGAGCCACAGCAGGCCCUGUGAGGAGAGCACGGCAGCUGGAAGAGGCCGAGAAGGCAAGACCCGCUGCAGUCCAGGAGCUGGUGCUGCAGUCCAGGAGCUGGUGCUGCAGUCCAGGAGCUGGUGCGGAUAAAGGAGACCACACUUCCCUUCACGCGGGCUGGGGAAGCUCAGGGCGCGCAGGGAUGGAAGGCGCUGGGUUCCUUGGGGAGAUGUGGACACAGGGCAGUGGAGCUGGGAGGCUGUAGCCGGGUUCCCUGUGUGUGUGAGGUGUUGGCUGGGCGGUGGGGCAGAGAGGAGAAGGGAGAGCCAGGAGGGUAGGGUCAGCAGUUGGUGGGUGAUUAGGUUGGAGGUGGAAUGAAGGAAUGGGUGGAGACGACCCCACCUCGGGGUUUUUCAUUUUGACAGACGGGUUUUCUAACCGGUGGACGUAGACGCCAAUACUGUAGCACCAGUGUUUUGCAAAAAAGAUUUGAAAAAAAAAUACUGAAAACCGAUCAUCAGAGAUUCAUUUUAAAGCUCAACUCCGCGUAAUCAGUAGGUGUUAGAGGGAUUUAUAGGACAGGAAGGAGGAGGAGCUGCCUGUUGGUGGCCGAGGAGCAGGGGAAGUUACUGAGUCCUUGCGCGGCACCAAGGUCACUGCACAUGUGCGAAGGCCGCGUGCUGCUGGGCUCGAGCUGGUAGCGGAAAUGCCCUUGACCCAGCGAGCUGCUGCUUCCGCUCGUGCCCGUCUUUCAAAGGUCAGCUUCACUGCCCUUGAGUGGGAUCUGGGGGCAUUUUCUGGAAAAAAAAAAAAAAAAAGCUAAGCAAAUUGCUGUGUAAGGAAUUUGUGUCCUGGUGUGUCUUUUUUUUUUUUUUUUAAGUUUCCUUUACUCUUAGUCCCUGUUUGCAGUACACGGUGAUCGCGUUCCUUGUGUGGAGUCGUUGCAGGGACAGCACCUCAGUUCUCCUCAUAGCCUGUUCCUUUCCCCUGCCGCCUCUCCUCUAUCUCUUGAUCCCCUUCACUUUUGCGAAAGAUCUUACCUUUCUGUUCCCUGUCAUCUUCCUAUCAUCUAU